Messenger RNA from Setaria italica (foxtail millet), 1389 nucleotides. RefSeq lists its product as uncharacterized. The record is from RefSeq and is a predicted model, not a curated record. Lineage: Eukaryota; Viridiplantae; Streptophyta; Magnoliopsida; Poales; Poaceae. The coding region runs from base 261 to 1262 and encodes 333 amino acids. Gene Ontology annotation, molecular function: protein binding. The transcript is spliced from 6 exons.
CAUUCUAGGUGCCGUAGCCUUGCAGCCUUUCUCGGUUUCAAUCCGUCCAAUGCUAGGAAAUUGCUUGUGGCGUAGACCUCUGGCCUUUUGCGUUUUGUCCUAGCCGCAAAGAAAAGCCUCACCUCAUUUUCCAGGAAUUUCUGAAACUCCUCACAAAGGGUUCAACAUAUAAGUAUUCUUGCAAAGAAUUCUACAUGAAGUGUGCAUCAACACCGGUUUGUACUCAAACAGGAGCAGGAAGAGCCUUCUAACAAGCAAUCAUGGGUGCCUGCGCCUCUUCGUCUCGCGGUCGACCAAACCAAGGCAAGAACCAGAAAUCCUCAAAGGUUGCGGCCGUUCCAUCUACCCCUGCGGCUGCCUCGCCUGAGAUGGAAGAGAAAAGCAGAUUCAAAUGGAGGAUCGAUGGCUUCUCCUCGCUUCUUGACAAGCAAAAAGGAUGGACCAACUCCGGUUAUUUUGAGAUCAAGGGGCUUAAAUGGUACCUGCAAUUGAACCUGAAGGACCGGAAGAGUGGUGAUACAAAAGACUACGUUUCCCUUGUCCUUGUGCUGUCAAAAACUUCUGAUCUGAAACCUGACAUCAUCGUUGAAGCAUCGUUCAAGCUCUUGAUAUACGAUCAAGCAUACGGAAAGCACAAAGAACAUGAAGUUAACCACCAUUUCCAGACUGAAGAAAGCAGAAAAUCCAGGGUCUCAUGCAUGAUCCCCGUCGAAACACUGAAGGAACCCUCAUCCGGCUUCGUCAUCGGAGACAGCUGCGUCUUCGGCGUGGAGCUCAUCAAGCUCAGCACCGCUAAGGCCAACCACAGUUCAGACAAGGUGCAAGUAAUUCAGAAGACAAACGGAUUCAGCGCCCGGGAAGCCUACACCUGGGUCAUCGAUGACUUCUUGGCCCUGAAGGGACGGUGCUACUCACCGGAGUUUGAGAUCGGUGGCCUCAAAUGGUACCUGACCAUGUACCCUUCCGGCAUCGACGACAGCGGGGAAUUCGCCUCCCUCUACCUGCAUAUGGCCAAGCCUGACGCUUCCCUCCAGAGCUCAGGAGUGCUGGUAGAGCUCAGCCUGUCCAUCAAAGACCAGGUGACCAGCAAUCGCAACACAAUGACAGGGCGGUGCCAGUUCCUGGCGACGAAGGAAGAGGGAGACGGCUGGGGAUGGGCAAAGUUCAUGGCGGCGAAGUCGGUGGAGGACUGGUACCUCGUGAAGGGCAGCUGUUUAAUCGAGGCAGAUGUUGCCAUCGUUGGCUCGUCCAAGAUGGCGUAGAGAUCCAAAUUGGGAUGUGCAGCGUGGCUUUUGUUUCGUUGAUGCUGUCUGUCUGAACUAUGAAUCUGAAUGUGCUGUCAGUAACAUUGCAAAUGGUGGACAAAUAAUUUGCUGUGACAAUUUAGCA